AGCUUGACGGAGUAAACACGUUCAGUGCCGCAGCGUUUAAAUUUCUCUCAUAAAGUGCUUAAAUAUCUAUUAAAAAUGCCGGAUACGCGUAGUGCUCUUAAGGGUGAGGAUAGGGAGGACCAACUGAUCCAACGCGUCAUUGAAAAAACCUUAAAAAACAAGGAUUUAAUGCAGGAAAUAUUAUCCUCCGUAACCCAAAUUGUUAAACAAGAAUUUGAGCAGCAAAUCAAGGUGUUAAGUGACAAGGUGAUUCAACUGGAACACGCUUUGGAGGUCAAGACUGAAGGGAAUGAGCAGUACUCAAGGAUUAACAAUCUUCGCAUAUUUGGCGUUCCUGAAAGUGAGGGUGAAAACACCGGCAACGUUAUAAUCAACCUUUCAACAAAAAGGAAUUAAAAGGCACCCAAUAUGUCAUAAGGGAGGACUUGACCAAGAUAAGGCAGCAGUUGUUCAAAGAAAUUAAAACCAAGUUUGAGCUAAGCGCCAGAGAUAUAUGGACCAGCAAUGGGAAGAUAUUCGCGAAAAUUAACAACAAAGUUGCAAAAUUUGUAAAUUAUAAUGAUCUGCGUAGUUUGAUAGUUUAAAGUAGGUAAUUUUUCCUUCUACCAUUAGGCAUGUUAUUGUAUGUACAUAUUUGUUGCUCUAUUGAUAAUAACCGGCCUGCAAUGAUAACAUAGCUGUACCUGUAUUGUGAAUUGUUUGUGUU
Messenger RNA from Photinus pyralis (common eastern firefly), 706 nucleotides. RefSeq lists its product as uncharacterized. The record is from RefSeq and is a predicted model, not a curated record. Bases 76 to 396 code for a protein of 106 amino acids. The transcript is spliced from 2 exons. NCBI's taxonomy places the organism in Eukaryota, Metazoa, Arthropoda, Insecta, Coleoptera, Lampyridae.